AUGAGUGUGAAGCUGUAUGUUCAAAUUAAAAAAACAGAGCGUGGAUUUGGAACGUAUCCUCUUAUCAUCACUGCGUUAGAGAAGUCUGAUAGUGAAAUGCUUUUUGAUGGGAAAGUUGGUGCUAUAAUGUAUUUGGAAAGUCCAUCUGAAAUAGUUGAAGAAAUAAUUAGUUACAAAUCUAAUUCUACUUCUCCGGUGCCUUUGUUGGAUAGCAAAGGGAACAAGAUCAUUACUGAUUGCAAGCAUAGUGAUGUUAAGGUUGGACAAAUAUAUAAGGACAAGUGUACUUUCAUUUCGGUUAUUGCGCGAUUUGCAAUUGGGCAUUCCUUUAAUUACUAUGUCAAAAGAUCGGAUAAGCAAAGGCCUGUAGUUGUGGUUGAUGGUGCACAUUUGAGUGGAGCAUAUAAAGGUACAUUUAUUUCUGCAAAAACUCUUGAUGGAGCAGGAAGCAUUCUGUCGAUUACGUAUGGUGUUGUUGAUAGUGAAAACGAUAAUUCGUGGACUUGGUUUUUUGAGAACUUCAAAAUUGCUUUUGGAGAGCGCGAUAGUAUGUGUGUUGUAUCCAACUGUCAUGAAAGCAUAAUAAAGGCUAAUGUUUGCACAAACUUCAAGAAGAGUAAAGAUAGACUUAGCGAUAUUUACUAUGCCAUGGCCAAGGCUUACCGCAAAGAUGAGUUUGAUUUUUUUUGGAAUCAAAUUGGGAAGAUUGAUAAGAGGGUAAAGUCUUAUCUUGAGGAUGCUGGAUUUGAAAAUUGGGCACGCGUGUAUGCACCUGUUAAUCGCGGUAGCAUGAUAACUUCAAAUAUAGCGGAGUGCAUAAAUGGUAAAUUGAAGCUAGCACAUGAGUUGUCGAUAAUAGAAUUUUUGGAGCAGGUUAGUACGUCAUCAACAUAUGUAUAUUAUGUUUAUGAUGACGGGAGGAAGUACAUAGUAUGUCUUGAUAGGAGGACUUGUUCUUGUGGUAGAUUCCAAUUGGACGAGAUAACAUGUGAACACGCGAUUGCAGUACUAAAAAGCAAGCAUGUAGUUGAUAUGAAGCCUUAUUGUUCAGAGUUUUAUUAUCCUGAAACAUUAAGGAAGACGUAUGAAGAAUCUAUGUUUCCAAUGCCAGAUAAGAAGGACUGGAUUGUGCUACAAGAAGUUAUGGACGAAGUUGUGUUACCACCAAAAUACAAACGUCAACCCGAAAUGUCAAAGAAAAACAGGCACAAGAAAUCAAGUGAAACUAUGACAUCGAGUAGUAAUUGUUGCGGGAGAUAUGGUUAUGCAGGUCACAACAGGCUUACUUGUAACUUCUUUUCAAAGAAGGACUGA
Capsicum annuum is the source of this 1314-nucleotide messenger RNA. RefSeq lists its product as uncharacterized. The record is from RefSeq and is a predicted model, not a curated record. The transcript is spliced from 5 exons. Bases 1 to 1314 code for a protein of 437 amino acids. Gene Ontology annotation, molecular function: zinc ion binding. NCBI's taxonomy places the organism in Eukaryota, Viridiplantae, Streptophyta, Magnoliopsida, Solanales, Solanaceae.